Coccomyxa subellipsoidea C-169 is the source of this 2601-nucleotide messenger RNA. RefSeq lists its product as hypothetical. The record is from RefSeq and is a predicted model, not a curated record. The coding region runs from base 1 to 2601 and encodes 866 amino acids. NCBI's taxonomy places the organism in Eukaryota, Viridiplantae, Chlorophyta, Trebouxiophyceae, Coccomyxaceae. The transcript has 20 exons. Gene Ontology annotation, biological process: lipid metabolic process.
AUGAGCAGGAGAACGGGGGACCGGGGCAUCUCCUGUGUGCUCUUGUGUAUCGUGGCUUGCGCGGCCCUCACAGGCACUGAAAGCGCCAGAGAUCCCAAGCGGCAGCAACAAGACUCACUCCUCCCAGCAGGAUCAGGAAGGCGUCUGGAACAGGUACUGAACAGCCAGAGCCAGGCCGGCAGCAGCGGCCGCCACCUGAACAUCUCAAUGACGGGGGCGGCGUCGCCAGCCGCCUCUGCUGAUGGCAACCCGACCAUCACCGGCACCAUUGCUGACACGAGUGUGGACACGGGGCCCCGCUCAGUGGAUGUACAGGUGACUGUAGAUCCAGUCAUCAACAUACAUGGUGACAUCCUCAACGUGUCCUCAGACCAGCAGCCGACAGCCCGCUUCCUCAGCACGGAGCCGCAGGCCAAUGACUCAGCGAUGACGUCGCCGCCAGCUCAGCCGCCGCUCUCUGCAGGUGUCGCCGCCACUGCCCCGCCGCCGGUGCAGGCCGGUGCAGAGGCACAGCCGGCUUUGCUGCUGUUGCCGGGGACCGCGGAUGCAGGGGCCGCCGGGAAAGGGGUGGUGCAGCAACAAAGACCUGGUAUUCAAAUGGAUUUCCUGCCUUCCAAGCCGCCCGCACUGCCAGCCAACUCCACUGUCCCCCUGCAGGUGGCUGGGGCUCUACUGGCGGCAGCCCUCAGCAUUCCGCCACCGUCCCAGAACCAGCAGACAACGGCGGUGCCGGCUGCUGCUAUGCCGCAGCUUCCCGUUGCUGCUGCAAGCGGGACCCCCUCAUCUGUGGCCCUCACAGACCCCCAGGUGCAGCCUGCAUCUGCCAACAGGGCCUCCGGGCACUACCCCUUCAACUGGGCGGUGGUCAUUGCUGCAGUAUCCUCGACAGCAACAUUCAUGCUGCUCAUUGUGCUGCUGCUGGCAUUCGCGUCCGGCUUCCUGCCACACCGGCGGCGGCGGGCGGCCCCCGGGAGUCCUCCCCCCAAGACCCCCCCUUCGCCGCAGCAAUCCCCAAACGCUGCUACUCCCAGCAACAAGAGCAUCACUGAACCCACGCAGCAGUCACCCCGGCAGCUUCCCCGCAGCAGCUCAGCAGACGAGCCCCCGGCAGCCACCAAGAACUCAGAAGACAGCGAUCGGUCACAUGCGCGCACCGGACGCCGUUCAGACGAUGGCGUCGGGGAUUGGUGGGGGCCGGGACCGCGGCCGCCGCCGAUGCGCACGCCGUUUGCCAACUCCGUUCUGCCAGCCUUCUCUCGCCCGCAGCUGUCCUCAGGCUUCUCAGACGCCCGCAGCACCUCAGGUGGUGGCAUGCUGGGUAUUGCCCACGUUGGCUUCACUUAUGUUUUGGAGAAGGCAGGAAUCCGCUUCAGGGGGAUUGCCGGGACGUCUGCUGGCGCGAUCAAUGCUGCUCUCAUUGCAGGGCUGCGCCCAAACCCGGCAGGAGAGAGCGGUACUGAGACCCUCAAACAUCUUGCCGCUGCCCCUUUCAGCAAGUUCAUGGAUGGAGAUGCCGAUGUGAAGGAGCUGCAGAAUGUGGUCCUGCAAAGGGUCGGAGGAUCCCCGGCCCCAAAGGUAGACGAUGAGAAACCAGCUGGCGGGCUGAGGGCACUGCUCCAGAAGAUUAACCCUUUGCGCUACUUCCGAUGGGUGGGCUUACUUGGCGACGCACGAUUUAUCGGCCCUGCUCUGAAAAUUGUGAGGGAUCGGGGCAUGUACCCGGGGGUAUUUUUCGAGGACUGGAUGAAGAGCCUGAUGGACAUUCGCGCACCCACAGUGGAGAAGCUCUACAAGUGUCUGGAGCUACCGCCUCUGCAGCUUACAGACUCCCGCCUAACUGCCUCCAAGGCUAGCGGUAGGGCUGCCAAGGAUGCAGAGCUGCUGAAGUACACAAAGGGAGACCUGGCCAUCAUUGCCUCAGACAUCACCACCGAGACAAAGGCGGUGUUCCCGGACCACACAGAGCUGUACUAUGAGAACCCUGGACAGGUGUCACCCAGCGAGUUUGUGCGCAUGAGCAUGUCCAUCCCAGUCUUCUUCCAGCCCAAGGAGGUUGGAGUGCCCCUGAGUGUGAUUGAGUCAGGCGUCUGGAAGAAAACGCCAGGAGUGACAUACGAUGGAACCUUCCCGCCCCCAGAAACAAAGGGGCCGUUUCAGGGCAAGGUGAGGAUCACAUUUGUGGAUGGGGGCACGCUGUCCAAUUUCCCCAUCGGCCAUUUUCACACAAGGGGCGUCCCUCUGCUGCCCACGUUUGGCGUGCGGCUGAGCACCGACCGCAACAACUACUCGGACACCUCCAGCCUCAUCCAAAUGCACAUCCUGGACCGCGAGUUUCUCUUUGACAACCCGGACUAUCAGAAGCUGGUGUCCACCAUCGACACCGCCGGAUUCAACUGGCUCAACUUUGACAUGAAGCAGGACGAACAGAUCCGCCUCUUCCAGAGGGGCGCCGAAGCAGCCGCCUCCUUCCUGCUGGGUCCUCCGUUGGACCCCAAGGAUGUGCAGGGCCUGAAGGGACGCGAUGCAUCUAAGGGGUUUGACUGGGAGGCCUACAAGGAGAUUCGCGAGGCCCUGUCCUCACCGCUGCCAGCAGCGCCAUAG